Molecule: messenger RNA, 3910 nt
Organism: Harpegnathos saltator (Jerdon's jumping ant)
Lineage: Eukaryota; Metazoa; Arthropoda; Insecta; Hymenoptera; Formicidae
Gene: Rnb
Product: BTB/POZ domain-containing protein Rnb
Exons: 6
Coding region: 372-2969 (865 amino acids)
Biological process (GO): anatomical structure morphogenesis
Cellular component (GO): cytosol
Molecular function (GO): protein binding
Source: RefSeq, a predicted model, not a curated record
AUAUAUAGUUUGUGUCGCAUAUGUCAUAGAAUUUCAAUGCUGGCAGUGAAUAUCGGAACGCAGCCUAUAUUAAAGAGAACCCUGAGAGCGGCCAUGCUACAAUUUCGGUUCAGGUGCUUGGCGUCAUCUAGCGGUGUCUCAUGUCAAUUACAAUAGGAUGUACAAAAGAGAAAAUUACCAAUCGCGAUAAUUUGCGACUUACGAAGCACACGUGUGACGUUGAACAAGCGAGCUUACGUUCGCUCGCGUGGGGCGGCGCGAUUUUGAGGUUAUGUUACACCGCGAAUAAUCCCAUUUUUCGAUCGGAAUAAUCUUAAAUUUCCGCAUACGGACGAUUACGCGCAAUAUCAUUAACGAGGAAGGACACGACAAUGUCGGAGUCGUUGGAUGUGCAAGCGCUGAAAGAGCAUGUUCGAGCGAACAGCAAGAGUGGUAUCGUUACCUGCCUCUCCCAGCUCAGGAACGAGCCAUUGCGUUGUAAAAAUUUCACCAAGCACGGUGGCCUUAGCAUCCUUGUGAAUUUAUUGCGGAGCCCAAACAGCACCAUACUCAACAUGUGCCUAAGCAUUCUGGCAAACGCCUGUAUAUCCUCGGAUGCCAGGGACAAGGUACGAGAUAGCAAUAUAGGAGACAAUGUGAUACAUAUCAUGAAAAAUCACACAUUGGAUUCCACAGUACACUGCCGUGUUUGCAGACUUGUUGGUAACUUGUCAGAGUGUAGCUGGCAUGCAAAAUUGUUGUAUAACAGCGGAGUAGUAGAACCAUUAACAAUGUUUUUAAAGUUAAAAACAAAUAGGCAAACUUAUUUAAUGGCUAUCAGAGCUAUAAGAAACAUUUGGAGUAUUUAUGAAGGUAGCAGGGAGCAGAUUUUACAAUUACAGGCAGUCAGACUGAUUGCCCAGUUAUUUGUCAUGGCCAAAGAAAAAGCAAAUGUGGACACUAAGUAUGCAGAGCUUGUAGACGUAUGUCUCAAAGCCAUGUGCACGUUCCUCGUCACACAAGACGAGAUCGCUGACCUUGUGCGUUGCAGCGCGCAAAUGGAGGCGGACAAAGACAAACAGGGUUACAAGACUCUCAUACGGUGCUGCAGAAAUGGCAAUAACCUGGCCAUUAAGUGCCUUUGUAGUCUUUGCUUGUUAACGGGCUGUCGGUUAGUGUUAGGUACUUUAGGUGCCGCGGAACUGCUUAUAACUCUCACUAGAAAUGGCAGCACGGAUGGUGAACUAUCCAGGCAAGUACUGGUUACCCUAUGCCUGUUCUGCCAAGAAUCCGUGCACCGUUUGAAAAUGAAGGCUGCUGGCGGGUUGGAGGUGUUCGUGAUGCUGCUGAAGCAACCCGAGCUCGAAAAGUAUCACCCCAUGCUCCUGGACGCCCUCUUGCAGUUCGCAUAUUGUGACAACAGCAUCGUCACAUUGGCGAAACACGGCCUGCUAGAGGUCUUGAUGACGAAACUGUCGGAUUCAGUCGCCGAUACUACGGUUGCUGACGAAGCAAGCGAUUUGAGCCCUAUUAAUAAUAGCAACAUGUCGAACAAACGCUGUUACGGCUCCACACCUUGUCGGAAGUACAGUCGGAUCAGCGAGGGCAGGUAUAGCAGGUACUAUACCUUGCACCGUUUCGAUGGUGACUCAAGUCCAGGAAGCUCCACUAGCGUUUCCUCGUCGCCACCUAGCACACCGCCGUUACUCUAUUAUGAUUCCAUGAUGGAGACUGAUAUCGGGGAUGAUAAUUAUAGCCCGGUUUACAGCGAUACAGAAUGGGGCGACGACGAAGAGCCGCAGGACGAAGAAGCGGAUUCCCUGAAGAGUUGCAAGUCCCUGACCGUCAACGCGGACAACUCACGCGACUCUGAGAAGUCUAGCAAAGGGGUCCUCUGCGAUUCCACGGUGUUGAUGCUGUUGUAUAGAAUGAGUUUGCUUCCCCAACCCAUUGAUAGACUGGCCGAGCCCAUGACCAUCAAGUCCCUGUUAAUUUACAUAAACCGUACGAAAAAUGAGAAAGCCAUCACGAUACUAAACACGAUCGUGCGGAACGCGACGUACUUCAUACCGCUGCUGAAGCAGGGUUUCGUGUUCGACACGCAUGGCAUGCCAGAACGGGAAGAGUACUUGCAGCACUUGCGCGAAGUGGCAGAGACCGGCGGUGCCAUCGGUCAGUUGUCAUCGGUGCUGCUGCGCGGCGAAGAACGGCACAAGUUGAUCUUCGCGGUUUCGAUACCGUUCCUCAUCGUGCAAUCGCGUGUCACUCUUAGGUCGCUGUUGCACAACCACGGUGGACUGCAGAUGAUACUCCGUUUGUUGAGCGAGCCGAUGCACGAGCUGCAUGAACGAGCGGUCUGGUCGAUCUGCCGGCUGGCGGUGUCGCUGCGGGUGCGCCCGGAAACGGUGGAGAAGUGCCCGAUAACCGCGAGCGGUCUGUUUCGCGACUAUUCUCUCGAGAACAGCAACCCGCAGCCGCUGCCGAUCGUGACGUUCGAGCUGGACGACGGUACAUCCGUGGACGCCUGCAGACGUGUUCUUUGCCAACGCUCAGACGCCUUCUCCGCGAUGCUGGAGGGCAACUUUAGCGAGUCUGGCAAACGACGAGUCAGACUGAGGAACGCCUCGCGGGACGGGCUUAAUACCCUGAUACUCGCGGCGACCGGAGCCGCGUACAAGCAUUGCAGCAUCGAAUCGAUGUUAGAUGCGGUGCUGUUAGCUGAUAAAUUCCUCAUGCCAGACCUGUCGGACGCUCUCACCGACAGCUCGGUCUCCGAGCUCAGUUAUGAGAACUUUAGUCGCGCCUGGUGCUGGGCCAGGACCAAUGCCUGCCCUGAGCUCCGUUCCUGCUGUGUGAAAACUUUCCUCACCGCGGACAUGACGAACGGUCAAGCCAUACAAGCGUUCUGCGACUUCUCCGUGAUGGACGCCUUCGAGGAAUUUCUAUGCGACAUCCGGGAAAUUAUUAUGGACGUGUUGUGCCAACCUUAGAUCCCGGUGAAUCCGGAAUACAUAUGUGCAAUCGUGUGACGCGCGACCGACGCGCGUCCGGCGGUCAUUCGAUUUGUAGAAUAGAUUUGUUUAUCGCUUAUAAUACAUGUAACGUAAUCGUUCGGGAUGAUCGGCCAAAAGUCACUGGGUGCGCUCGGAAAGCACAGCGGUUGUGCAAUCAUUGAGUGAUCGUUGCCUCUGAUUGUGAGAUGUACUUUUAGGUUUGUGAUAAGAUCUAGGAGAACUUUCCGAUGACAGUGAGCGUCCGCUCGACCGUUGUGCUUUCUAAACGCAGCCGUGGGAAUUAAAGUUUUUAAUAGGAAAAGGUCGUCUCUCUUAAGAUUAACAUUCUUUUGACCUCUGAUUUGACAAUGCUUAUUUUACUCGGGGAGAAACCCCAAGAACCCAAGAAAUUGUACAUUAGACUAUUUAAUAUCUAUUUAAGGCUUUUUACUAAUAUUUAUUUAUAUAUAGAUGAAGUCUGUUGUAUCUCGUAAGAUGUGAACGUAUAAAAGGGAAGAAAAAGAAACGUGCACGAGCAUUUUCGGACACAACGUCAGGUUAAGAGUUUUACGAUCCUGUCUUGGUCUGAAUGUAUCUAAACAUUUGAAACGGUCUCUGGGGAGAAAAGACACGGACGAGUAAACUGAUCGUUACGGUUUACAGUUCAUUUGUCCAUUUUAAUGGACUUCUCAUUACCCGCGAAACCGUGCAAAUUGCCGAACGAUUAUGUGUAUUCACAACGAUAUUGUAUCUAUGUUAAUGCUGUAUAUACUACGUGAACUAUACUAAACACAUCAGAGAUGUAUUCCUAACGGCCGCAUACAUGUGCUUGAAGCAUUUGUAUAUAUGCACUGACGGAAAUAAAAAUUAUGAAAUUUUUAAAUCUUAACCCGCAGUAACGGUGGGGUUCCACUGUAUCUCACACGCGCGCGUACAUA